UCCUGUCAUGCACGCGGCUGGGAGAAGAAAUCGCUGAAGAGAUCAGCCGGACAGAAAGAGCCUUCAUGAUACUGCCCACAUCACACGCAUUUCCUCAACGAAGUCGCCGAGAACACGAGCCGCACAGCGCGCGAGACAUAAAGGAAAUCCUCUUUUAUUGCAUUCGCAAUAGCCCCAGUGUCAUUUAGUGAGAGAUGCCGCCAAGGACCGGACUUUUGCUGCUCGCCGUGCUCAUCGCCUCCGCGUAUGAACUGGAUCAGAACGAAUCCUACUCGAACAGGAGAGCACGCUUCUCCCACAACAGCCCCUCGGAUGUGGCGCGCUGCUUGAACAGUGCGCUCCAGGUGGGCUGCGGUGCCUUCGCCUGUCUUGAAAACUCAACGUGUGACACAGAUGGCAUGCAUGAAAUCUGCAAGUCCUUUCUCUACAGUGCUGCUAAAUUCGACACUCAGGGUAAGGCUUUUGUGAAAGAAAGCUUGAAGUGCAUUGCCAAUGGCAUCACUUCAAAGAUCUUUCUAACAGUCAGACGGUGCUCCACCUUCCAGAGGAUGAUCUUGGAGGUUCAAGAGGAGUGCUACAGCAAGCUGGACAUUUGUACAGUGGCCAAAUCAAACCCAGAAGCCAUUGCAGAGGUGGCUCAGCUUCCCAGCCACUUCCCCAACAGGUUUUAUGGGAAACUACUGCAGAGUUUGAUGGAGUGUGACGAAGAGACGGUGGACCUGGUGAGGGCAAAUCUGUUGACCCGAUUAGGCCCCGAGAUCGCCAUGCUCUUCCAACUACUGCAGAACAAGCCGUGUCCGUCUGCUGCCGCACCUACUGGAAUGGAGACUCGUGGUGGGUGGCGGUGGUCUGUCAGUCCCCAUGGAUACAAGAUCCAGCCAAAUCUACGCAACAGAGAUGCUUCGAAUCUCUUUGGCAAGAAACGCAACAUUGGUGACAGCUCUUAACUUCAGACCGAUUUGCCAGUCCAAACUUAACCAUCGUGCACACAUAUACAAACGCAAAGUUGAAAACACACACAUAAAUUAAAGCAAGACAAAACAGUGGUAUACAUUCCUUAUCCUUAGUGGUAUACAUUCCUUAUCAACUGGAAAAACGGUAUGCACCAGUGCGGAAACAUCUCAAAUGUCCAAUUCUAUGUUCAUCGAUUCAUAUUUGACGAGUUUUAGACAUUUAAGGGGAAAUCGGGCCAGGUUUACAGACCGAUCCGUGUGUAGGUUAAGUCAAAGUCAUCAUGAAAUCCAGCGGGAGUCAUCCAGGCCAUUAUGUAGAUAGCUCUUAGACUUAUUUCCAUGAGAAUAUCUCUAGAAAUGAAAGGAAAAUACUAUCGAAAAAAAAAAAAAAUAGCCAUUUAUAUAUGAAAUAUAUAAUACAGCAAAGAAAAUGUAUGUGUAUAUAAACUGAAUCUAGCAUUGGUGUGAAAUAGUUGGCAUGUGUUAUAGAAAUAAGAGUGUACUAUUUAUUUAUUAACAGAUAUUUUACUACUGCUUUAGCUGUAAAUCUCAAAUUGCCUCUAGCCUUUGUGUGAAACUCUCCUAUUUGGCGAGAGCUAUAUCUUUAAAAAUCGAUGUGCAGGAAUUCACUAAAAUACCAAAAAACUCAAGUUAAAUGCCGUAAAUCAUAACAAUUGAGUAUAGCAACAGUAGAUGUCAUCGAUCCACACUGGACGACCAAACAAUAUUUAUGAAAUUAGUUAGAGAUGCACAGGAAGGGACGGAUAACUUCUCUUCGCAUUCCUUCAGCUUCUUUCUGUAGACCUACAGGAACUUUUUUUCACUUUUGGCAAACUCUUGGAUCGCCUUUCUAUUUAUUAUCUGUUCAAAUAGUUCAGUACAAAUAAACUCAGAGAGGAAAUUCAAUUCUAAGCACUGAGUGCAUUGUUAGCGCUACAUCUAAACACAUAUUUUGGCCAAACUAUUGGACAGAUUAACAAAUUACUCCCUGGAGAAUAUGACAUGUAGAAGUGAGUUCAAGCACGCUGUUCUCAGCGUUACUGAGAAAAAAAAGAGGGAAAAAAUAACCUUAAUGUCUAUUUAAAAACAUGUUAAUUGAAUUAUUAUAUUUAUUUUCAUACUAUGUUAUUUAAAUGGUUAUUUUAUUACAUUUCUGUGGGCAAUAUUAGUUCAUUCAGCAAGCAUCAGUUUACAGAUAUAGUGCGAAAUGUAUUUAAUCUAUCACUUAUUUAGUCAUCCUGAGUUGACUAUAUAUGACCCAUGUAAUGACUCUGUGCUGGUCAUGGGGGAACACGCUGUUCAUAUGAUAUAUGGGACCACUAUAAUGCAAACUUUGUCAAAAGUUUAUUGAGCAUUGCCACGUGCUGUGUAUACAUUCAGGGUUUCAGAGCUAUAUAGAGUAUAUAUUGUAAGCUUUAACAGAGUAAUUAACAUCCAGUGUUUCAUAGCGCUGUCGUUGAUAGGGAAGGCGAUGCGUUUCAGCCGUCGAAUGGUUAGAGCGAGUGGUUAUUUUGGGGCAGUCACUGCAAAGUGUUUUCCCGAGCCAUUCUCGACACUAUGCAAUACACAACGUUUCCGAAAGGCCUAUUGUUUACCCAGGGUGAAUGGGGAAGAGCUCUUCGUAAGUGCUGCUUGGGGAAGUUCAGAUUAGCAAAGACUGGAGGGCAGUGUUUGGCUUGGGAACGGCUGAGGACCGAGGGCCAAAUCCAAUCAAACUACCGCGAAACCACUUUUUGACUGUUCCCGUCCAAAAAUAAAUUCCAUAGCAGAGAAGCCGUUUCACCACUGAGUGAUUUAACCAUUCGAAUGACCAAUCUGCAUUGCUUAAUAUGACCUGACUUGUUCGAAAAACACAGGCUAACCAUUAAAUGCUUUGCUUUAUGGUGAACUUACACUGGCGCCGUCUUGGGAGUGUGGUGAUAAUACAGCAGUUUGAUUGAAUUGGACCCAGAGCGAAAUGAGAGAGCAGAACCAGAGAGGGCAGAACGACUGUUUUUUUCUUAAACCAAAUGAUCUGCAAAUCUAAAAGUAAUUCACCAAACUAUGCAAUAAUCGCUAGAAAGGUUGCAAACUAAAAUCCAUGCGAUCAAGCCCUAAGCAGAAAUGGGGCCGUUUAAAUUUUGAGACUAAGCAGCAGUAGCGUUUUUCUUCUCCCAUAUAAAAUGAAAUCCCCACUUGCCAAUAACCCUUUGUUUUGGUUUAGUUUUUUUUUUUUUUCAAAUGAUUUCUUUAUUUUGUGUUCCUGUUUCUGGCCAAACUGGUUAAUUCUCUUUUUUUGUGUGUGUAUAUGUGUAUUUAUAAUAAUAUAUGCACUUUCCGUCUCAUAGGACCAAUCAAAAGGGCAUUGUGCAUAGUCAGAUUCUGCUCAGAAACUCCAGAAUAGCUGCUGUGUUCUUGUUGAACAGGCAAAGAUGCAGUGGGAAUCUGAGGAUUUUUUCUUUGUUCGUUUUUGUUUGGGAAAUACGGUAUGAUACCGCAAUCUAUUAAACACCAACAAAGUAAUUGUAACCUAACAAAGCUGCUAAACUGAUUUCCAACCCCACUGUGUUACAUUAAAGCUACUUUUCCAUUGAAAUCCCAUUUGUUUAUCCGACAUUAGCUGUGUGUGCUUCAUGCCGAAGAUUUUCAAACUAAAUGACCAGUGACUCGAUUAUGCAUUACCAUUUUCAUGCACUUCUGGUAUCUCAGCAACAAGGUGUCCAUACCAUCUCCAGAGAAACAGCAGCGAGUGCAGACAUAUUUUCUCAAAGACAUUUGAUGUUUAUUAAAAAGAUGCUAGUGAACUACUCUUAAGUAGCAUUAAAGUUGCAAUGCUGUUCGGAAAGGUUUGGUCACUCUUGGCCUGAUCGCAUUUUAUCUUCAGUUACUGAAUCAAAAGGUGUUGUACAUUUAAAUGUAAUUAUAUUUUGUUAAAUUAUUACAAUGCAUUUGUUAGACUGCUGUGGAUAUACAGCUUUUUUUUCUCAUUCAAAGCCUCUGUCAUGUAGCUCAACAUCUCAUUCAUAUUUCGAUUCAGAGACUUUUCAAAAACAUAAGGGAUUUUGUAAACUUCAGAGAAUGUAUAUUUUAUCAGAUGUCUGUAUUUGGUGAAAAGGGAUGCAUACGGCACUGAAAGUUUAGUGCAGCCCUCUGGUCAAUUGAACUUGAAUAGCAUUGUGUCCCAAUCACGAUUUAUGGUGGAUUAGCGGAGAUUGGAGACUGACUCUUCUUGUUGCCAAAUUUAAAGUUUAUUUAACCACUGCCUCAAGGAAACAUUGAACAUUAUUUGCCUGCAUUACAAAAAUAGUAUAUAAUGUAGAGUGGGAAUAAUUGGAAAAUUAGGUUCUGUGUGAUCAAAUUGUGCCAAUCAGACAUGUUUCAGGCUAGGUUAGUGCUUUGUUGAUAUCGUCACUUUACGUCAUAACCAGAAAGAUCAGGAUGCACUACAAUUGAAGCGAUCUGUUCAUACAGACCCUUCAUUGUUUCUGAUUCACCAAAAACUGGUGAUUUCUCCUCUUUAAAUCCAGGACCCUGAGGACUAUAGGCUAUAAGCCAUUAAACUGUAUGGUACUCUCUCCUCUCAAAACUUGAAACCACUUAUAUCACUUAUAUUCCUGUUUAUGUUUAGAUAUUAAGAUUCAAUGUGAUGUUUUUUUCUUUUAAAAUUCAGUAUGAAACCAAAAUAGGAAAAGAUUGUUUGAAGGCAUUUUAUUCAAGGCAUUUUUUUGUUUGUUUGUUUGUUUUUCCCCUAAUGUUAUAUACGAUUGAAAUUUGUGAUUGAUUUGCACUUUACACUGAGCCCAUAUACAUAUAUACUUGUGUAUAUGUGUUGGGGUUUCUUUCUGUGCUGACAGGUCAAAAAAUUAUACAAAAACAUCAACUAUGUGUCUUUUAUUGUGUAAUAAACCAUGAUC
Carassius auratus (goldfish) is the source of this 4846-nucleotide messenger RNA. Its product is annotated as stanniocalcin-like. Lineage: Eukaryota; Metazoa; Chordata; Actinopteri; Cypriniformes; Cyprinidae. Gene Ontology annotation, biological process: intracellular calcium ion homeostasis. Gene Ontology annotation, cellular component: extracellular region. Gene Ontology annotation, molecular function: hormone activity. The transcript is spliced from 4 exons. The record is from RefSeq and is a predicted model, not a curated record. The coding region runs from base 195 to 947 and encodes 250 amino acids.